AUGGAUCCGCUCUCCGUUGCAGCGUCUAUCAUCGCAGUUGCAGGCGCGCUUUACACAGUCAGUCACAAGCUCAGGUGUUGCGCCAGAACGCUAGCGCAUGCGGGAAGGGAGGUCAAUGCCGUUGCGAAGGAGAUGAGCAUGUUUUCGACACUCCUGCGUUCUCUCUGGGCUACAAUUCAACGUUUGAUACCUUUAGUGUCUGAAGUACUCGAUGUCUUGAAGAUUUGUAAGGACCUCGUCCGUCAGGCGGACGAGAAUGUGAGGGAAUUCGAAAAGUUUCUAGAAGAUAUCGGACCACUUCGCGACCCAGGAAAUGCCAAUCUGAUUGCAAAGGCGGUUGCGCGGUUGAGAUGGUUGUUCCAGAGGACGGACCUCUUGCUGUUGAGGUCAAAGCUGGAAUCGUCAAAAUCGACUAUUACUUUGUAUAUCACUAUGAUUCAUUUGAGGAUCGAAAUUGAACAACUCGCGGCGGCAAAGAUACAGAAGAAGGACAAGGCACAUAUUAGUGAGCUUCGACACCAAGUGAAAUUGCUCAAAUCUCAGCUUCGCAACGAGAGAAGUACCGUAAAAGGCGCCAUCAUAGCAUCCAGCAACAUUGCAUAUCAUAUCCAAGGACGAGAACAAAGCUCUGUCAACGCGAGAGUGGCCACUAAGGCCUGUAUCCUCGCUACAGAGCAGCUUGAAGAGCAUGCUAGGCAAUCCUAUCAAGAGCGAGACGGACAACCAGUAACACGCCCUGGCUCCUCGACCAACUCAUCUGCAUCAUCAAGUGGCUCUUCUCCACGGCUCGGCGUACCGAGAUCUCCAAGUCCCCCAACAUCUCCCCCUCCGCCAAGAGCCCAAACAAGUCAUACCCAACCGCUUCUAUCGAAACCAGACGCAGAUCGCAGGGAAGUCAGAAUAGCGACCGAUAUUACCACUUCUGGAAAAUGGGACUUUGGCGAGCCGGGCACACCUAGCAACACAGGUGUUAAUCCACCUAGUCAGGGAAAUGAUCCUGUGGAUUUCAAUGACAGUAUCAAGGAUCAGAACGCUCGGAAUUGGAGUAAGCGAACGGAACAUGGUAGUCGUGUCAGAGAUGAGACUAUGAAUGUUGUGUGGGCGGAGCAACAUCGUGGCGAAUAUUAA
Letharia lupina is the source of this 1128-nucleotide messenger RNA. RefSeq lists its product as uncharacterized. Bases 1 to 1128 code for a protein of 375 amino acids. The transcript is spliced from 2 exons. The record is from RefSeq and is a predicted model, not a curated record. Lineage: Eukaryota; Fungi; Ascomycota; Lecanoromycetes; Lecanorales; Parmeliaceae.